CGUGUGAGGGGGGACACGAUGAUGUCAAAGCUGAUGUAGAAGGGAAAAGGGGGAUCCUGCAGGUCUGUCGCGAUAAACAAUAGAGCGCACGGGCGCUGGUGGUGCGUUCACGGCCGCCUGGUUCAGACGCGCUGCUCCGCUGCGCUCCAGCCUGGAUGUGAUCGUCACACGGAGGUUUCCCCCCCUGCUGCCUGCGUAACAUCCCUCCGUGUCCAGCCGCGGCUCUCCGACACAUCGCCGCUCCACACAGCUCCACACCCGGACCUAGCUCUCCGUGGACCACCGAGGCAGAACUGACGGCGCCACCGGUCCAGUCGGCUCCAAACCGAGGCUGGGAUUUCCUCUUGAUAUUUGACAGAUCCUCCCGCGUGUGUGUGUGCGCGCGAGUGCGCGCGUGCGAGUGUGUGUGAGAGAGAGUGUGUGUGUGUGUGUGUGUGUGUGCAGGGUGGAGUCAACCCGGAAUCCUGUCAAUUGGAAAAAGCACUUGCUCAUUUCAGGAUCAACAUGAAGGACGGCAUCGCCAACAACAGCACAGCCAGCAUCUCCCAAGCCAGGAAAGCUGUGGAGCAGCUGAAGAUGGAAGCCUGCAUGGACAGAAUAAAGGUGUCCAAAGCAGCUGCCGACCUGAUGGCCUACUGCGACGCCCACAUACGCGAGGACCCGCUCAUCGUCCCGGUCCCCGCCUCCGAGAACCCCUUCAGGGAGAAGAAGUUCUUCUGCACCAUCCUCUGAUGACCUGCAGGGGGCAGCUGUACGGGCGCAGGCAUGAUGAUGCCCGGCUUCUCCGUCUUCACCACACCUGAAGCCGCCGGCCUUUAGGCGUCGCCAGGUGGACUCUGUUGUUGGUCAGCUGGGGGCUGAUGGGUAUUGGGAGGAGUCAGCCGCGCUGGCAACGAGUGUCCUGUCUUGUUAAAUAGGUUUGUUAUUGCUUUGUUAUUAGAGACCAGCCUUGCUCAGUGCUUCAUGAGAUGAGAGACGUUUUCAUUUGUGCUAGAUCUUUUCACGCCUCAGGAAACAGAACCUCGUCCAGACUCUCCCUUCAUCCCAAUAUGCAGCAGGAACCCUUUCAUCCCUCACAUCUCACAUUAGCAUGUGCCAGAGUGCCAUCUCUUCCCUGCCUAUUUUUGAAUAAGAAAAUCAAUGACGGAACUUUUUUUGUUUGAGGCGCCGGCAAGCUGAAAGAGAUGAAUUCGCUUUCUGUUUUUUAUGAAGCGCGGUAAUUUAUCGAGCCGCCUCUUCCGUUAUGUUUCAAGACGCUACAUUUAAUACGGGCUGGCGACGACGUCACAUCUGUUGCAAACAUCUGCACACUGCACAACACACUGAUCCGCGCUGCUAUUGUUGGAGCACACACAUCUUCUGACGGACGCACAAUCGACGCAUUCAAAAUCUCUGAACACUCAGGUAAUCUCAAAGUCAGCCGCAGCACAAUAGCUCGAAAAACACAAUUCGACUGUGUGACACUGUUUUAAGAAGACCACAUAAUCCGGUGUUUAAUCUGGUGUUGCACCAAAAUUCACGUUCCAGUCCCCACAAAGUCAUUAUUUCGUCUCAGUAUUGACCUAAUAUUAGUCAGCUGCAACAGCUUCCUGGCGGUUUUGUAUCUGUUUUCAUUUCUUCAUACGCAGAACAAACGUACCCUCUUUUUAAUCCUGUAUUACUAUAACUGAGGGUUAAGGUGGAGGAUGCUGACUUGCUGUGGCAACCCUGCUAAAAGACAAGACUGUAACGCCAUUGGUGAGUGCGCCCCCUGUGGACAGAAGCAUAACUACGUCAUGUUUCAUUUCAAAAUAAUUUGCCUUCCACCCGAGUUCAUUACAAAGUUUAUUCAUUAUUAAGUGAAUGAUUUCUAAAGUAUUCCAGAAAUACUCAACAAUAUUGUGGCCACUUUAUUUUAUUGACUGUAAAUAGAAUAUUAAAAAAAUUGAACAUUAUUUAUGGUUAGAAGAGGUUCACUUACGACUGAAUUUCCAUUAUCUUUCAUUAAGUCAUAAAUGUGGAACUAAAUGUAAGACUUUCAUGAACAUUUGGUGGAUAACUACUGUGAUUUAAUCAUUAAAAAUGUAUAUUUAGUUAUGAUUUGACUUAUUUGCAUAUUUGUAAUUAUUAUUUUACAUUUCUGUAUUCGCUUGUUUUACAAGGUCAGUACUAGUUUAGUUUGAUGAUGACAUCUAAACAUUCGGAAGAAAAUAGACAUAGAAAAUAUUUAAAAAAUGUAAAAAAAAAAAUACAUAAAUGAAAAAUAUAUAGAUUGUUAGUUAAUGUGUAUUACAUUAAAUUAAUACCUUAGUGGGGAAAAAUAAAUUCUUAAACGUGUUAUUUGAACGUCGCAAAACAACACAUUUUACUCAUGUAUUUAUUCCACCUUUCAUUCCUUUGUAGAUGUGUAUAUAAUAUAUACCAUGUUUCAAAAAUAAAUGAAUAGACAUUGAACAAAAUUUGGACCUUUCUUCAUAGGACAGUGAUAUAAAGAAAAAAAAAAGAAAAUAAGACAUUGCAGACAUUAUAAAGUGAAAUAACCAAAACCUAUAAUUAUGAAUCUAUUUUAAUUCCAAAACAAAUAUAGAACCACAUUUAAAUUGAGCUAUUACAAUGUAUGUUUUUUCUUCAUUGUCUUUACUUCAAACUCAUUUUAUCUGUUGCAAAUAAUUAGUUUCUAAAAAAAGUCGCGCCGCCAUUCAGGAGGAGAUUAAUCAUUUUUCUUUACUUCCUUUAUACUGUUGGAGCUCAGUAGAACGUACCCACGGUUGCAUCGCCUUUUGGGGUUAUCACAGUGCAAACAAGGCUUUAGUCCAAAAUAAUUCAUGACCGUGUCGCCUCCUUGCCAACGCCGCUCUAAUGCCUCUCUGCUGUUGCCGCUUGCUGUGAUUUACUGCUCGUCCUCUUCAUCGACUUCAAAUCCGAGACGGCACCUUUUUAAUACCAAUCUCCAGUCCGGGUCUGUUUCCUGAGCCGACUCCUUCUGCCUGACCUCGAGUGAAUGGCACGGCCUUUGACAUUAAUGCCAACGAAAAGGCCUGCAUGUUUCCCUGCUCCUUUUUUUGGCCUCUCUUUUGGGGCGUCUUUUAGGGUGUACAGUAUGUUUCAGUGCCAACGUUCUUUGGGGCGUCCGACUUCUCUUUGUUCAGAAGUAAAAGCACACGUUUCCGUUAGUAAACAAGCAUUUGCUGAUUUUUAUGAUGAAUGGUUCUGAUUGUUAUUAUUAUUAUUAUUAUUAUCGGUAGUAUUAUUGGAUAUAUCUGUUGCUCAGCACCGACCGCUACAUGACGUGUCGUGCGACUGUAAGAUAGCGUUUCUAAAUCAUGCAACUCUUGAGUAUUUUCUAAGAGGAGGGUGAGGGUCUGUUUACAUGUUCUGAUCCCUUCUGUGGUUUUUGACAACACAUUUGUGUAAAAAAAAAAAAUACAAUUUCUGGUACUUGAAUAGCCGUCACGUUAGUAAUCAUAGGAUGAGAAGUGUAUUUGAUUUCCUCUGCGAUGACCUGAGCUUGACCUCAGGAGCUCUCUCCUCAUCUGGAGGACGGUGCCAAAUCAUAGACACAUAGAUAUGAAUAUUGCAUGAGUUUAUUUCUGUCUUUAACAAAGAGGACUAUUAGGAUCUCACUUGUUUUGGAUGGGGGUGCUGCUCUGGAGUUUGUUGACAGUGUGCAGCUGUAUUUAUCUUUUCAAGUGGUAUUAUCGUUCUUUUCUUUUUGGAAGUCAUACAACUACGAUAGCAUUUCAUUAGCAGGCUUUGAUGGAUUAAACUGAAUUAAAGGAGAUAUCUAACCAAAAUGUGACGCCUCUUUCAUCUUUCUGCUCAGGCUUGUAAUCAGUGUGUGAGGAAGACCUCCUGUUGUUGUGCGCAGCUGACACUCUGAUUGGAGUCAAAGCGAAGGCUGAUAAAAGGUCCU
Messenger RNA from Synchiropus splendidus (mandarinfish), 3892 nucleotides. RefSeq names its product guanine nucleotide-binding protein G(I)/G(S)/G(O) subunit gamma-4. Gene Ontology annotation, cellular component: heterotrimeric G-protein complex. Gene Ontology annotation, molecular function: G-protein beta-subunit binding. The transcript has 3 exons. Lineage: Eukaryota; Metazoa; Chordata; Actinopteri; Syngnathiformes; Callionymidae. The record is from RefSeq and is a predicted model, not a curated record. Gene Ontology annotation, biological process: G protein-coupled receptor signaling pathway. The coding region runs from base 505 to 732 and encodes 75 amino acids.